Molecule: messenger RNA, 575 nt
Organism: Drosophila willistoni
Lineage: Eukaryota; Metazoa; Arthropoda; Insecta; Diptera; Drosophilidae
Gene: levy
Product: cytochrome c oxidase subunit 6A, mitochondrial
Exons: 2
Coding region: 57-386 (109 amino acids)
Biological process (GO): mitochondrial electron transport, cytochrome c to oxygen
Cellular component (GO): mitochondrial inner membrane
Molecular function (GO): enzyme regulator activity
Source: RefSeq, a predicted model, not a curated record
UGUUAAGAAAAAAAAUAAAAUAAUUUAAUUGGAGACUAGAUAUUUAACUGAAUAAAAUGUCUGCUGUUCUAAAUCACGCAAUUCGCCGCCAAUUGGUGGCAACUGGAGCCAGGAACAUGUCCGGCACUGCUGCCGUGGCUGGUGAACAUUCCGGUGGUUACAAGGUCUGGAAGCGUCUGUCUUUCUUCGUGGCUGUUCCAGCCGUUGGUCUGUGCAUGUUGAAUGCCUACCUGAAGCACCAGGAGGAGCAUGACCAUCCCCGCCAGGAAUUCGUCAAAUACGAGUAUCUGCGCCGCCGUGAGAAGCGCUUCCCUUGGGGCGAGGGCCAAAAGAGUUUGUUCCACAACCCCCAUGUUAACCCAUUGCCCGAUGGCUAUGAGCACUAAAUAGGCGUGUGCGCGGGGAGAAACGAGAAGGAUAGAUGAGGACGAUUGUGUAGUUUGUUUGGUAAUCAAAACUGGCCUGGCGUAUUCACAUUUCAAGUUGUUAAGAUAAGCGAAAUAUACAGACACAUGUUGCCGCUGCCCAAUGGAAAUCUUAUUGAAAUGGAAUAAAAACUGAAUCAGUGAAUCGAA